CUCGAUUAAUUCAAUAUCUUAAAACUUCAUCUUCUAGUAGCUUCCAGUUGCUUCUGGAACCAAAAUUUUACAGAGAAUGUUGUACUUCGAUUUUCCGAAGCAAUGAACGGAAAUGGUGAAAGAGAAAAGGAAGAGGAGAAAAUGGAGGAAGAGAAUGAUGAGGAGAAGAGGUAUAAGUUGUUAAUGUGGGGAUAUCUUCCCGGAGUAUUGACUCAUAAGUCGCCGUUAACUUCUCCGGUGGCUGUUCAGUCGCCAGAGACCGGCAUUGAUGUUCAAUCGUGGAAGGAUGUUUGUGGUGGAGGUUGUGGUUUCGCCAUGGCCAUUUCAGCAGGGUCUGGAAAACUUAUCACGUGGGGUUCUGCAGAUGAUCAAGGCCAAAGCUACUUGACUUCAGGAAAACAUGGGGAGACUCCAGAGCCAUUUCUGCUUCCAACUGAUGAUCCAGUCGUGAAAGCUGCAGCUGGUUGGGCACAUAUUGUAUCUGUUACAGAAAAGAAUGAUGUAUACACAUGGGGCUGGAAAGAAUGCGUGCCUUCUUCCAAGCUUGUUGCAAAUUUCGCUGCUGGAGGAAGUGUUGAAGGGGAUGCUUUUCGGAAAGAAAGUUCAGUAUUAACUGAGCAAGAGAGCCCUCAGUCUCAAGGCUCCAAGUUAACUGGUAGUUCAGUCGCUCACCAAGAUAAUAAAAAAGCUGAAGAAACUGCAAAGAGGAGAAGAACAGUGACAGCUAAACAAGAACUUGAAAGCCCGCCACCUGCUGACGAAUCCCUUUCUGCACCACCUUGUAUUGUAGAACUGGAUCCUGGGGUGAAGAUAACCUCAGUUGCUGCAGGAGGGCGCCACACAUUAGCAUUGUCAGAUGUGGGACAGGUAUGGGGUUGGGGCUAUGGAGGUGAAGGGCAGCUUGGUUUAGGCUCCAGGAUUAAAAUAGUGGCUACCCCUCAUCUUAUACCAUGUCUGGAUACGUCUUCACAUGGAGCAGACCGGAGUCUUGGGAGUCCUCAAGGAAGCAUUACCCCAGGGAAUCAGACACGUAAAGCUUUGGGGAGCUACAUAAAGAGAAUUGCUUGUGGUGGCCGGCAUAGUGCAGUAAUCACAGAUGCUGGGGUGCUGCUUACAUUUGGCUGGGGAUUGUAUGGGCAGUGUGGACUAGGUAAUACAAACGACGUGCUGAGGCCAACUUGUGUCUCUUCUCUAUUGAACACUAGAAUAGAAGCCGUGGCAGGUGGACUAUGGCAUUCUGUGUGCUUAUGUGAUCAUGGCCGUGUGUAUACUUUUGGGGGAAAUCAGUUUGGCCAAUUGGGUCUAGGUACAGGCGCGGACCAUGCAGAGACAUCACCUAGGCUUGUGGAUGACUCAAUACUGGAAAACAAGAAUGUCAAAGUAGUGUCUUGUGGAGCUCGUCAUAGUGCCAUAAUGACAGAGGAUAGCAAAGUGUAUAGCUGGGGAUGGAACAAGUAUGGUCAGCUUGGCCUAAGUGAUACAAUUGACCGUAACAAUCCUUGUGAAGUACCCAUCGAUGAUUGUACACCAAAAAAUGUAGCGUGUGGGUGGUGGCACACACUAUUACUUGCUCAAAGCCAUCAGUGAUCUGCCCAGUAUUUGGAGAGAACGUCUGUUGUUUAAGUAACCCACUGACAGUGAAUUUGCACAAGAUCAGGGAGUGGCAUGUGGUCACCUGGAUCUAUCAUAAGUCUCAGGUCCACUUUAAGGAUUCCAGAGACAUUUGUAGAAAUUUUUUUUAGAGUUGCAGUAUUUGUUGAACCAAUGUACAGUAUGUUGAAUGUAACAUAUAUUUCACUGGCCUAUUGUCUUCGAGUUUAAAUCUGAUGUAUUUCAUAGUCUCAACAGGACUUAUUUUAUGAAGAUCUUUAUCCUCUUUUGGUAUA
Messenger RNA from Nicotiana attenuata, 1886 nucleotides. RefSeq names its product ultraviolet-B receptor UVR8-like. The transcript has 11 exons. NCBI's taxonomy places the organism in Eukaryota, Viridiplantae, Streptophyta, Magnoliopsida, Solanales, Solanaceae. The record is from RefSeq and is a predicted model, not a curated record. Bases 103 to 1587 code for a protein of 494 amino acids.